AUGAAGUUCCUCGUCCCGGUUUCAGACAAUUUUACCCUGAUCACCCUGUGUAUGCUUAUGAUUGACCCAGUCGCACAUGUGUGGGAGAAGAAAUUCAUCGAAGCUGUAUUCCACAGCAAACUCCACAAGCCACACGGGAUAUAUAUCUACGCCUUCGCAACACGCAGCUUUCGAGAUGGAAUCAGUGAGAUGUUGUACGAUAACGCGUUGUACUUUGUCCUUGGUUUCGCUCUCGUCACCAUCUAUGUGUCCAUCAACUUGGGGCGAUGCAACUUUCUCCAACAGCGAGUCUACCUGGGCCUGGCUGCAGUCUUCUCCAUCAUAUUGACAGUUCUGAGUGCGAUUGGACUGUGUCUAUACCUUGGGAUUCUUCCGGGAGAGCUCCACAACUUAAUGCCUUUCCUCAUUCUUGGGAUUGGCAUCGAUGAUACACUCGUUAUCGUCCAGUGCCUGGAGAUGGUAUUGGUAGGAGGAGAGACCUUAACGGUAGAGGAGCGUGUGGGGGAAGCAUUGAAAAGGGCUGGAGUAUCCAUCACCAUCACAUCCCUCACGGACAUCUUCGCAUUCUGCAUGGGAGCCACCACGAAAAUACCGAUGCUUCGGAGCUUCUGCAUCUACACGGCGGUUGGGAUCUUCAUCGUCUACGUCAUGACCUUGAUAUUCAUCGUCCCGAUUUUAUCUCUGGACGAAAAAAGACGAGACAGUCGGAGAGAGUCAUGCCUGUGUAUCCCAUUGCCAGACGACUACAAAACGAGCAGUUGCUCCCAAAACCUCCUUCUUAACAGCUUUUUCGACCGGAUCGUGGGACCUGUGCUCGUCAAAACCCCUGCGAAGGUAGUCGUGGUGAUACUCACAAUGGGUCUCUUGGGUCUCAACUGCUGGGGAAUGUCUGGGUUGAAACUGGAUUUUGACAGAACCUGGUACUUGGGUCCUGGAUAUCAAAGAGAUUUCCUGUCCGCUCUCCGCAAUCUCUUCCCAGAAAGCGGUUACAGGGCCGAAUUUUAUCUUGGGAAUGUGGAUUACUUCAAGGAGAGAGUUGCUUUGGAGGAGUUGUACACGAGGAUGUCUGCUCUUCCGGGAUUGAAGGACAGAUCCGUGAAAUUCUGGUACCACUCCUUCCUGGAGUAUCUCCAGAAAGAAAACGGCAUGUCAUUCUGA
Molecule: messenger RNA, 1158 nt
Organism: Darwinula stevensoni
Lineage: Eukaryota; Metazoa; Arthropoda; Ostracoda; Podocopida; Darwinulidae
Source: the annotation of a GenBank genome assembly